CCUGAUGGCCUGCAGGGCCAGGCGCUGUCCGCACCGCCGGCCAGUGAAUAAAGUUGUCCUGAGCACCUCCCUGCUCCCUGGCUCCCUCUGGCCGGCCCUGCGUCCGCAGCACUCCUGGACCCGGGGGAGCAGGUGGCGAUGCCCCUGCACAGGUUCCCCGUCCGCCUCUGGCAGCAGCUCCGGCUGCGGGACGGCAUCUGCGCCCGCCUGCCCCCGCACUACCUGCGCUCCCUGGAGGAAGCCGGGACGCCGGCUCCCGUCCACUACAGGCCCCACGGCGCCAAGUUCAGGAUCAGCCCCAAGAACGGGCAGCGGGAGCGUGUGGAGGACGUGCCCGUGCCCAUUUACUACCCUCCCGAGUCCCAGCAGGGGCUGUGGGGCGGCGAGGGCUGGAUCCUGGGCUACAGAUACGUGAACAACGACAAGUUGUCAAAGAGGGUGAAGAAAAUCUGGAAGCCCCAGCUGUUCCAGCGCGAGCUGUACAGUGAAAUCCUGGACAAGAAGUUCACUGUGACCGUGACCAUGAGGACACUGGAUCUCAUUGACGAAGCCUACGGGUUUGACUUCUACAUCCUCAAGACCCCGCAGGAGGACCUGUGCUCCAAGUUCGGGAUGGACCUGAAGCGGGGCAUGCUGCUGCGGCUGGCCCGACGGGACCCCCAGCUGCACCCCGAUGACCCUGAGCGCAGGGCGGCCGUCUAUGACAAGUACAAGGAGUUUGCCAUCCCAGAGGCCGAGGCCGAGUGGGUUGGCCUGACCCUGACCGAGGCCGUGGAGAAACAGAGGCUCCUGGAGGAAAAGGUCCCUACCCCUCUGUUCAGGGUCUACGUGGAGGAGAUACUGGAGCAGCUGCAGCAGCAGGCGCUGGCGGAGCCCGCAGUGGUGCAGAAGCGGUCCAGCAGGAAGUGACGGUGGCUCCUUGGGCACGACGAGCCAGGGCGCAGCUCCCCAGCGGGCCCCUGGCACCGUGGACUGAGAGCCGGGGUGGCACGAGGGCAGGGCCCCCAGACUGCCAAGGUGCUGGGGCCACCUGGGACGUUGGGCGAGCCUUGAUUCUCCCGUGUCCUGGCUGCGUGCCUCCCGAGGUGGGGCGGCUUCCGGGGGCUCCAGUGACUGUGGCCGCCCCGCUGCCCGGCGAGGCCCGUCCCCUGCAGCAUUGGAGGCUGAGGGGUCAUCUCUGGCUGUGGGGCAGGGACAAGUAAAGUCUGAGCUGGGGCUA
Molecule: messenger RNA, 1219 nt
Organism: Choloepus didactylus (southern two-toed sloth)
Lineage: Eukaryota; Metazoa; Chordata; Mammalia; Pilosa; Megalonychidae
Gene: MRPL28
Product: mitochondrial ribosomal protein L28
Exons: 6
Coding region: 139-909 (256 amino acids)
Cellular component (GO): mitochondrial large ribosomal subunit
Molecular function (GO): structural constituent of ribosome
Source: RefSeq, a predicted model, not a curated record